AUGUCUCUCCUCCACCAAAACUCUUGUGAGUGUAUUAAGAGCGAGUUGGACUUCUUUAGUGUGCCGCCAUCCCAACAGAUGAUACUGGGUACCCAGGAUGUAGAGUUUUACCCUGUAAGCCCAAUUAUUGCGGGCACCGUCAUUGACGUUGUGGUCCCACCCUGUGCUGGGGAAUAUCUGUACGAUGUCAACGGCGCUCGUCUAAACGGAGUUGGCAGGUUGACGGGAGCCACGGCCGCGGCCGCCGACGCACUGCCUGCGGAGGCGCCCGUGAAUCUCAUCCCCCAUUCAUGCUUUUCCCAUGUGGAACUUAUCCUUAACGGUAAACAAACAUCUUGCGGUUCUCACAUGUACCCUUACAAGUCGUACAUAGAAACUCAUCUUGGGUAUGGGAGCGACGCAAAGGCGUCUCAUCUGACCAACCGUCUGUACUAUGCCGAUACAGCUUGGAAUUUUAAUAAAAGGACUGCAGAUAAUGAGGGGUACGAGAAAAGGGCUAAACUUUUUAAAGGGGGACGCUCAAUCGAUAUUGUGACGCCAAUAAGCCUCCCUUUCUUGAAUCAACAACGCAUGCUUCUCUCGGGCGUCGAAAUGCGCUUUCGCUUUCAUUUCAGUAAACCAGAAUUUCACAUCAUGGGACCCGAGAACUCUUCGGCUCAAUUUGAGUGGACAAGCUUCUCUCUGACUAUUCCGCGGGCUCAAAUCAGUCCCUCCGUGCUCCUCGCUCAGUCCCGGGCCCUUGAGACGGCCACUGCCAAAUAUCCCAUCUGUCGCACAGAAUGUAAAACUCUGACCAUCAACGCCGGGCUCCGUAGCAAAGUUUUUGAUUCGGUGUAUCUAGGGCAGCUGCCAAAAAGGGUUAUAUUGGGGAUGGUGGACAAUACGGCGUUCAACGGCGCCUAUACCGAGAACCCUUUUAAUUUUGAUCAUAUGGAUUUGUCGUUCGCUGCUCUGUAUAUAAAUGGCGUGCAAGUUCCAGCCAGGGGGCUCAAUCCAGAUUUCACUCAUGCUAGAUCGACAAAAUAUGCUGACUGCUACCAAACGCUCUUCUCUGGCUCUGGGGUUCAUCACAAGGAUGAGGGGAAUGGUAUUGAUCGAGAGGCUUAUCCGGGUGGAAACUGUUUUCUGAUAUUUGAUCUCAGCCCCGACAGAAGUAGUCACGAAGGGCACUGGAAUCUCCAACAAACCGGCUGUCUCCGCAUUGAGCUCCGCUUCAAGCGCGAUCUUGUCAAGGCUGUCAAUCUCGUUGUCUAUGCCGAGUUCCAAUCUCUGAUUGAAAUCGACAAAUACCGCACGGUGCACACUGAUUAUUCGACCUAA
Frankliniella occidentalis (western flower thrips) is the source of this 1320-nucleotide messenger RNA. RefSeq lists its product as uncharacterized. The record is from RefSeq and is a predicted model, not a curated record. Gene Ontology annotation, biological process: deoxyribonucleotide biosynthetic process. NCBI's taxonomy places the organism in Eukaryota, Metazoa, Arthropoda, Insecta, Thysanoptera, Thripidae. The coding region runs from base 1 to 1320 and encodes 439 amino acids. Gene Ontology annotation, cellular component: cytosol. Gene Ontology annotation, molecular function: ribonucleoside-diphosphate reductase activity, thioredoxin disulfide as acceptor. The transcript has a single exon.